UUUCUGUUCAAAAACCUAAUUUGUUUUCAAAUUAAUAAAAGGUUGGAUUUCGGAACAAAAAAUUGAGGAAUUGAGCUUCCUACUUUGGGUGCUUGCAUGUAUAAAAAUUCAUUUAUGAGGUGUUCGUUUGAGCUGUUUAAGUUUUCAGUUGCUUAUGAGGUUUGUUAAUUUGGGGAUUCUGUGACAAGCAGCGUCAUGACGUCCUCGCUUCAUUAUCAUUCAGAUGGUAGUGAGAAUGAACAGCCAGAGAAGCAAUCAGAGGCUCACAGCGAGUCUUCAUCCCCUGCUACUGGAAUGUCUGUGCCUGGUAUUGCAACACCAAAUAUGCACUAUGUGAUGCCCACUCAACUUGGCAAUGGAAAUGCUAUGUUGCAGGCUCAAACAGCUUAUCCUUAUCCAGAUCCAUACUAUAGGAGCAUCUUUGCACCAUACGAUGCACAGCCUUAUCCUACACAACCUUAUCCAGCACAACCAAUGGUUCACGUUCAGCUAAUGGGAAUUCAACAAGCUGGUGUUCCUUUGCCAUCAGACGCAAUAGACGAACCUGUUUUUGUUAAUGCAAAACAGUAUCAUGGCAUCUUGAGGCGUCGACAAUCUCGCGCGAAAGCUGAGUCAGAGAAGAAACUUCUGAAAGCUAGGAAGCUCAAAGAUGAAUAUCAACUGUGCUGGACCAUCUCUGCCAGACCCAAUAUCAUACAGUUGCCGUACUUGCAUGAAUCACGCCAUUUGCAUGCACUGAAAAGAGCUAGAGGAUGUGGGGGUCGUUUUACAGCGAAGAAAACUGAUAACCAGCAGAAACAGGACGAAUCAGGUGAUAACUCACAGGUCAACAUUAAUCUUGAGUCUGAAAAAAACGAGGUUGCUUCUGCAGAGAACGCCUCUUGAUUUAUGCAGCAAUGCAAUGUCAAGGGUCUUUGUGGACCACGAAAACAGCAUGCUUUCGUCAAAGUGAAACUGUGGCAGCUGGACAAAAUAAGGGUGAUUGUGGUGUUCUGUAUGAUUAUCUCAGUAUAGAAAGAUCUGAAUAGGCUACUUGUUUGAGAGUUACAAAGUGGUCACUGGGCGUAUAUUCUCAAAAUACUAUCUUUCUGAACUUGUUCGUAUACAUUCUUCUUAUCCUGUUGAUUUGUAAUUACUUUGAGAUUUGUUCAAACUGUAGCUCUGGUAGCUUUACAAAAUAUUGAGUCAGAAAGUAGAGUUCACAACAUUUGACAUUAUGUCCGUUAGUUUAGGAAGAUAAGCUUGUAGUGCUGCUGGUUGAUGGACUCUCAUUUCGAAGAUCAUGCGUUUUUGUGUCAAUAUCUCGGUAAUAAGAAAAGUUUCCACUGUGAUUACUGCUGCUUGA
Messenger RNA from Nicotiana tabacum (common tobacco), 1345 nucleotides. The record is from RefSeq and is a predicted model, not a curated record. NCBI's taxonomy places the organism in Eukaryota, Viridiplantae, Streptophyta, Magnoliopsida, Solanales, Solanaceae.